Molecule: messenger RNA, 628 nt
Organism: Acanthoscelides obtectus
Lineage: Eukaryota; Metazoa; Arthropoda; Insecta; Coleoptera; Chrysomelidae
Source: the annotation of a GenBank genome assembly
AAAAUACAUACAGAGGAAUACUAAAUGGCCUUACCAAUGUGCCUAUAACCAUUCUCCAAUGCUAUUUGAACUGCAUUUUCGAUUUCUUCCGGUUGAGAUCUCCAAGUUCCCAAGCCGACAAUAGUAUGCAAGUGGUAACUUUUGUUGUGCAAAUGGGGGUUAUAGAUAUUGAUUUUUCUGAUAAAGGUCAAGGAGGGUCACAAGAGAAACCAUGUUGGGGUAGUUGGUGAUAUAUUCAUUGCAAGUUGGCUGUAUACAUAAACAGAUGGAGAAGACCACUCAAGAAAUUGUAGAGCAAGACCUCCAAGAAGAAGGCCAAUUCGUGGUGGACGACGUCAGUAAAAUCAUAAAAGAUGCCAUUGAAACGGUCAUAGGGGGUAAUGCCUACCAGCAGGGUAAAGUCAAUGAUUGGACAACAACUGUUGUGGAACAAUGUACAGCAGAGCUUACAAAGCUCAUGAAGCCAUAUAAGUAUAUUGUAACCUGCACCAUUAUGCAGAAAAAUGGAGCAGGAUUGCAUACUGCAAGCUCUUGCUACUGGGACAACAAUACUGAUGGAAGCUGUACAGUUCGUUGGGAGAACAAGACAAUGUUUUGCAUUGUGUCAGUAUAUGGCCUAGCUAUUUAG